UCACAGUUUGAAUAGCUCAAGCAAGAAAGCAAAAAGCAAAUAAUAAAGCUUAAGAAAUAUUAAAAAGUUUUACAAAAAAGAAACAAUUAAAAGAAAGAAUAAAACAAGAAAUUGUUGAUUCAAGUUGAAAUCAUAAUUGUUUAAAAGAAGUUAAAUAAAAAAAGAUUUAAAAUGUCUUCAAAUGUUCUUAAAUUGAAACAACCAAUUCAAAUGGCUUCAGUGAAAGCACGCUCGGUUCAAUUGGAAUCACUCCAAAGCUUCUUUAACAAUAGCCCAGCGUCUUCAAAGAUUAUGAACUUUAGAAAAAACCUUUACGAACGGGCGAUCGGCCAACACGUGUACAAAUCUUCAUCCGCUCAUUCAGACCCGUGCCGGUAUGGUGACUUUGAAGUCAAGGGCAGAGCAAGUGACUUUUAGGACAAUGGAAACUCAAGAUCUUAGAAAAUUAUAAAAUUAGUUUUAAGAUCAUUCUUAGGUAGCAAUUAUAGAUAGUAAUUGCAAUUUAAUUUUAAAAGCUAAUAAUGUGAGAUGAGUUCGAUAAGUCAAAAUAUUCUCAUUAGGAAAAGUUUUCAUUCUUUCCUAUCUGCAUCAACUUAAAACUUAACGAACUCAUAAUCUGCACAUAAUAAUUUUUCAGUUUUUUCUAUGUUAGAAGGUAGACUUAAAUUAUUCAUAAUAAUGAUGUAGUAUCUAUUAAAUGAUAAGAACAUUAAUAAAAAAAGGAAAAUAAAUGUGUUUACGGAACACAAUCUCAAUA
Clunio marinus is the source of this 757-nucleotide messenger RNA. The record is from the annotation of a GenBank genome assembly. Lineage: Eukaryota; Metazoa; Arthropoda; Insecta; Diptera; Chironomidae.